Messenger RNA from Hibiscus syriacus, 493 nucleotides. Its product is annotated as ubiquitin receptor RAD23d-like. Gene Ontology annotation, cellular component: cytosol; nucleoplasm. The coding region runs from base 213 to 464 and encodes 83 amino acids. The record is from RefSeq and is a predicted model, not a curated record. Gene Ontology annotation, molecular function: proteasome binding; polyubiquitin modification-dependent protein binding; ubiquitin binding. The transcript has 2 exons. Gene Ontology annotation, biological process: nucleotide-excision repair; proteasome-mediated ubiquitin-dependent protein catabolic process. NCBI's taxonomy places the organism in Eukaryota, Viridiplantae, Streptophyta, Magnoliopsida, Malvales, Malvaceae.
UGGUGCAGGCCAACCCCCAGAUAUUGCAGGUUAUUCUCUCAUCUGUUUUUUAUGCUAGUCACGUGCUUUCAUUUUCCUUUGUCUCCACAACCCUUUCUGAAUGGUUUUGUUUAUUGGGUUUUGGCAGCCUAUGCUUCAAGAAUUGGGGAAGCAAAACCCUCAUCUAGUGAGACUUAUCCAAGAGCAUCAGGCUGAUUUUCUUCGCUUGAUCAAUGAACCUGCAGAAGGUGGAGAGGGGUGAGUCGUAUCACUUUGUUUCCAAGUUCUUGAACCUAUUGGGCCAGUUGGCAGACGCAAUGCCACGAGCUGUACAAGUCACGCCCGAGGAACGUGGAGCCAUAGAACAGCUGGAAGCAAUGGGGUUUGAUCGAGCAACUGUGCUCCGAGUCUUCUUUGCCUGCAACAAGAACGAGGAACUAGCAGCCAACUACCUUUUAGAUCAUAUGAACGAUUUUGAGGAUUAAUUGGGUAAAAAAGUUAAUGGCUGGGGGAA